This is a messenger RNA of Racocetra persica, 265 nucleotides long. NCBI's taxonomy places the organism in Eukaryota, Fungi, Glomeromycota, Glomeromycetes, Diversisporales, Gigasporaceae. The record is from the annotation of a GenBank genome assembly.
AGAGUGAUUGAAAAUCAUGAAAAAGAAGUAGAGAAAGAUAUGAAUAUAAUUAUAAUCGCUGAUAUAGUGAAGGCACUGUUGAUGUUAAAUAUUCUUACCACUAUACCACCACCUAGUAAUACUUCUACCACAUCACCACCUCAUUAUACUUCUACAACAUUUUGCAAUAUGCUACAUCUACUAUCACAGAAUAUUUCUACCACAACACCACCACCUCGUUAUACUUCUAAAACACUACCUCAUUAUACUUUUAAAACAUCACCUC